Thalassophryne amazonica is the source of this 1458-nucleotide messenger RNA. It is a transcript of the gene ppp1r2, whose product is annotated as protein phosphatase 1, regulatory (inhibitor) subunit 2. Gene Ontology annotation, biological process: regulation of signal transduction. Bases 174 to 806 code for a protein of 210 amino acids. NCBI's taxonomy places the organism in Eukaryota, Metazoa, Chordata, Actinopteri, Batrachoidiformes, Batrachoididae. The transcript has 6 exons. Gene Ontology annotation, molecular function: protein phosphatase inhibitor activity. The record is from RefSeq and is a predicted model, not a curated record.
UUGGCCUGACGGGGUGUUUUGGUUUUUCUUUUUUUUUGGCUCCCCUCGUUGUCCUCUGACCGUUGAGCAUGUUUGUGAUCGGUCCUCUGUUUGGUAACUGAGCAGCACCAUUCACAUAAACAGGAGGAGAGCAGAUCGUCGUUGCUGGUGUGACGGACGGUGAGCGUGUGGGAAUGGCAGCUCCCCGGCCGAUAAAAGGCAUCCUGAAAAACAAGAACAGCGGAACACACGUCAAAUCGCAGCCCGACGAUGUCCAGGGGGAAAAUCUGGAACUACCGCCUGGACUGUCGGAAGAGGACCAGCACAAGAAGUCUCAGAAGUGGGAUGAGAUGAACAUCUUGGCCACGUAUCAUCCAGUUGACAAAGACUAUGGUCUAAUGAAGAUUGAUGAACCCAGCACGCCUUAUAACAGGAUGGUUGGGGAGGAUGAUGAGGAUGAGGGGGCGGUGAGUGACGCAGACGGCCACAGAUCACUUCCAGCUGAUGACCUGGCAUCAAAGCUGGUGGCAGCAGAGGGCUCAGAGCCUCGCUUCAUGAGGGAGGAUGAGGAGAGCAGUGAGGAGGAGGAGGAGGAAGAGGAGCUGACUCCUGAAGAACAAGCCAAAAAGAAGCAUUUUCAGAUGAUGAGGAAGAUGCACUACAAUGAGGGACUGAAUAUCAAGUUGGCACGGCAGCUCAUCGCCAGAGAACUAGAAGAGGAGGAGGAAGAUGGAGACGAAGAGAUGGGGGAGGACACAGAAGAUACGGAGGAGAUCAGUGUUGACCCGCCCCAGGACAGUAAGCAGAGUGACACUCUGGAUUCGUAGACAGGAGGUCUCUUUGAGAUCCAGCUCUGUUUCAGCGCAGUAUCCAGGUAGACAACAGCUGCUCUGCUCUGUUUCAGUGCUGGGCCCACAGCAGACAGUCUCACUGCUCGCGUCACAACCCUCAGCAGCCAGUAAUAUCGCAGUCACCUGUCUGUCUCAAUACUCCUUAAAACUUUGCAGUCACAGUUUCAGAAACACUGGUUUGAACUUCCCACAGUCAGCAGAGGCGAUGUCCGUGGGGCCCUCCCCUCCUCUGUUUUGCCUUCUUUUUGCCAAGAAUUGCCCCUACUGACUUGUCCAGACUUUUUUUUUUCUCCACUGAGGAGCCUGUGAUUCUGACCCUUAACGAAGGAUUAAAACUAUUGGAAAACCAGGACUCCACAGUUCCUCUAUGGGCCAGAGAACAUGGUAUGGCACUGAAACUGGGAACGUCCUGAACAGAGUGACUGCUGUGUUCGUUCUGGGUGCAAUGCAGGUGGCUUUGAUGUUUAUUUGCUUUUGCUUCUGGAUCCUACUGUCUCUGUUUACCAUCCCCACUUGUGGCUUACUCCAGUGUUUCUGUCCCAUGUUGGCUUAUUAGUGCAAUGUUAACCCCGGAGAUGGUACAAGACAACAUAGCCUACACAAUCUCAAUUCUACUGUUUAAAAAAAU